AUGCGCCCGAAAGCAGUCAAAAAUAAUACCGGAAAGACAGGCAAGGAAUCCGCCCUGGAUAAAAAGUUGAGGGGAACGAAAGCGCGGAAUGGAUUUCGUGUGGCCAGUAGAAAUCACAGCAACAACAACAAUAAGUGAGUUUUUUUUUACUUAUCCAUAACGCUACCAUGGGCGUCCUUUUCUCGUGCCUCCAGCUUUUGUUAUUAGGUCUUCAAAUGAACACUUGGUUUUUCCAUGGUGCCGAGGCGUUCUUUGGGAAUUGGAUUGAAACUGCACUAGACCUAACCUGUGAGGUGGGUGGUUACAUCCCUAGACGGUGGGUACCGGAACGGCCCUCAGUAAAGGCCUGCCGUAGUUUAGUCAUGCAACUGGAUCUGACCAAUACAGCGCUGCUGGGGUAUUGCGUGUGUGGGGACCGUCAAUAUCAUCUAAUGGUUACAGUGGCUCCAUUUGUCUCAUGCCAAGACGUUCAAUACUCAGAUCAGAGAGAACAGUCAGUAUGCAAAGGGGAAAUCGUAAGGUUGUUAGUGACCGCCGUAACUGCAUGACCGGUUUCUUUGGACUACUCGCUGGCCACCUCCCCUUAUUUCUACCCUUAGUCUAUUUCUGUUUUUUGUUCUACGCCAAUCAGGCAUUUGUAACCCCGAACGGUAUGAGAUCUAUUAUAUUGUCCUCAUUAAGGUCUGGGAAGCACGUGGUGAGUUUCUUUGAUUGUCCCUGUUAAAUAUCCACGAAGUGCAUAAAAGUCAAAUUUUAGAUUUCAUCGGACUCGAAGUUUGUACACCUCCGAAGGGGGCCCAGUAACCACAAAACGGUCAAAAAAUGGUCCAGGAUGCCCGAAUUUAAUAUGUGGAUCGGCGGAUGUUUUGUAGUAGAUGAAGUGUGACUCGCGAAUUUGAAUGAAUUUCAUUUUACAGAGUUGCAUUUGUCCGUUUCAAAUGCGGUUUUUUGGCUGACCCUAGCUAAGCGUUUUGCAUUGGUGGGACAGCGAGCAGGUAUAUUGCUUACCGACCCGUUGCCUGGUUCCUGUUUGUAAGUGAUUCCAUCGUAGAUUGCCCCACCAAAGUGUUUGCUCAUGUUCAUAUAGUUUGGAGGAUGGAAAUAUGCGACCAGGCAGGUGCAUAGCUGGUAUACCAGGGUUUUGUAUCAUCUUACGAAGUCCAAAUAGGCACCAUCUUCUAUCCGGCUGCAAUGAUAAUCAGGCUUGUGUAGAAGCUUCGUUUAUCAUGAAUAAUUCUGUUCAUUUUUCUUCAGAUGUACCAUUGUCCCUCACUUCGUCUACCGCCUAUAAUCAUUAUUAUUGGCUGUCUCCGCCUUCGCCGAUUUUUUUCACGUUCUUAGUCGACUGCAUUUUUAUUUCUAUGACCUAUGAGUUUAAGGGGUUUUAUGUUUGUAGACGCUCUCCAUUCACCGUAACUGUUUCGAUUUUCUUUCAUUUCAGACACUCAGCGGUGCCGGGAAAACUCGCGAAACCUGCCAUUGACCACAAGCACAAAAAACAGCCUGAAAUAUGGUUUACUGGAGUUCCAUCUGCUCUAGUUAAGGCAUCGCAAGACUCGCAGGAGUCAACAGCGCCGGAUCUCGUAAAGGCAAAAUCAUUUACUGGGUAGCGUUCGUCUCUUCAUACACCAAAAGUUUUCUACCAGACUGCAGUUCCAUCUCAUUGCAAUAUCAGUUCAUUCACUGUGUAUUUUACAGUCCGACCAAACGAAUUGCGAUGGAUUGCGAAUUCGUGGGCGUGGGAUUCGAUGGCAAGGACAGUGCACUGGCGCGUGUCUCCAUAGUGAAUCAGUUCGGCCACUUGCUCAUGGAUGAGUAUGUUAGACCUAAAGAGAAGAUAACUGACUACCGCACAGCCGUUUCAGGAAUUACUCCCUCUCAUAUGCGGCCCGGUGGACCCGCUAAAGACUUCGAUUCAGUGCAUCAGAAGGUCGCUGAACUGUGCAAAGGUCGUAUCCUGGUUGGUCACGCUGUUCAUCACGAUUUAAAGGUUAGCGUAUUUAAAAUUGAUAAGUCACUGGCCACUAAAAGAAAAUGUGCUGUUUUAAUCGAUUAAUGACAAUCAUGAUUGAUAUAUAAGUUAGUUCCAUAAGCUUGGCAAAGUUUUAUAAUUAGUAUUCCAACAGACCGUGUUUGAAUUAUCGACUGUAAAAUUGGAGGAUUUGCGAACGCUUCCGAAGUCUAAUUUACCACGUCAGUCCUUGAAUUCGCGCAUGCAUCGUUUGAGGACUUCUGCUCUGGCGUACUCUGGUCAUGAAAGACUAAAAUCCUUAGCGCGAACCAUCCUGGUAUAGGCCCCCUUGGCCCUGUUGCUAGUCUUUCAUGGUGUCUUCCAUCGCUGCCCGUUCUACCGCGUUAGACAGCUAGUGAGAAAACCUCCCACCUGAGGUACUUAAAUUUACGUCAUGUCCUCUCCGGUGUCUGUUAGGGAUGGGUCACCCCACAAAAUCUGUCCAAUUACUUGAUAGUCUGGAUCUUUCCCUUUUUAGACUUAUGUCAUUGGGCCCCCACCCCUUCUGGAGAUCUCAGAAUUACUAUUCUCGAUGCCAUGCCAACCACGCUUAGAUUGGGCUCUGAGAGGCAUUGAAGUAGUGUCGUGAAUGAUUAGAACUGGAAUCUGACUGACUUUGGCUAGGAUGGGUCAUCUAUCUUACUUGAAAGCCUGAAACUGCACACGAACUCGCCGUUUGUCGCUUAUGAUGCUCUUAAUUGUUGUAUAGAGUUAUGUUCUAGUGCAUCCACCUGCUCCGUAUCUCACCUUUGGUUUCGAUCCUCUUUUCCUUAUCCUUCCACCCCUCCACUCCAAAAACCUAUCCAACGUGGCUAAUACAUAACCCACAAUCCUUCUAAGCCAAGUUGGUUGUGGCAUCACCGAGUCGCUAGAAAGUUGGGUUAUCUCACACUCACUGUUGUGUUUGCUGGGUCUCUGAAUAACGUGAAAUUCGUGAGCUUCUGAAAAUCCUGUCAUUCUUUCACAUUCUUUUGUUUCGUCCCUUGUGUGUAUCUAUUUUUUGACCAUUACCACCACGGCUGUAUGGUCUCCUCAAGAUUACGUUGACUGACGCGACUCUCUGCGAAUAUUUAGGUCUUGAUGUUGUCCCAUCCCAGGCGAGACAUCCGUGACACGGCCUACUACAAACCCUUCAAGGCCCUCUUCAAUGACAGAGUUCCCUCCCUCAAAGCCCUCACCGAACGCGUCCUCGGUGUGAAGGUUCAGCACGCCGAACACGAUUCUGUCGAGGAUGCGCGGGCCACUAUGCGUCUCUAUACUUCCGUAAAACGCAUUUGGGAGGCCCAAAUCAAAGCAAUCAAUGCGGGCAAAAGUCCAAAGGAUGUGAAGAAGUUGGCUGCCCACCUGCGCAUUCCAUCGGCCCCCUCAGAGGUGGAUGUGGAACAGAUCAAACCGACAUCUCUGGCUAAGAUUGCUUUUGAUGUCACCUCCGAAUUUUAUGUGAGUCAUCCUGUCAGCGUCAUGUCGUACUCGUACUUUGACAGUUAUUUGUUAGAGGCCGUUCCCUGCUGACCCAGUUAGGAAACUUUAAUUCCGAGGCCAAAACCUCUGGCCUUGGCGUAUUCGAUGGCAUAGUAAGCAUCAUAAUGCCCCUCAACUGUUUUCCCCUUGUGCACUUUCAAAAAGUCGGGCAUCUCCGUGGACAGCACCGGUUCGCGGGACUCCCGAGGACUUACGUCCUACGGGAAUCCUGACCGCCCAACACCUGCCGUUCGCCAAGGUAGACCUCGCGUGGAUGGACGAGGCCGUAAAUGCAGCAAGAACCGCGCCCGCUUUUUGGAAAAACGAAAGAAACUACGCAAAAACAAAACAUUCGCCCCUUCCUCUUCCUUCCUUUCAUAG
Molecule: messenger RNA, 3853 nt
Organism: Spirometra erinaceieuropaei
Lineage: Eukaryota; Metazoa; Platyhelminthes; Cestoda; Diphyllobothriidea; Diphyllobothriidae
Source: the annotation of a GenBank genome assembly